Messenger RNA from Cyphellophora attinorum, 2019 nucleotides. RefSeq names its product Chromatin structure-remodeling complex subunit snf21. Gene Ontology annotation, molecular function: ATP-dependent chromatin remodeler activity; ATP binding; DNA binding. Gene Ontology annotation, cellular component: nucleus. The record is from RefSeq and is a predicted model, not a curated record. The coding region runs from base 1 to 2019 and encodes 672 amino acids. The transcript has 2 exons. Gene Ontology annotation, biological process: positive regulation of transcription by RNA polymerase II. Lineage: Eukaryota; Fungi; Ascomycota; Eurotiomycetes; Chaetothyriales; Cyphellophoraceae.
AUGGCUUCGGUACAGUCUGCGCCUGCGAUGCAGGCCGGACUUCCGCCAUUGCCCCCGAAUAUCACCAAUGCACAAAUACAAGAAGUGUACCAAAAAUUCCAACGUAUGAAGGCACAAAAUGUAUCCGAGACCGACCCCGAGUUCCUCAAGGCUCGCAACUUCCUUGCCGCCAUCCAACAGCGUCAGAAAUACCAGCAGGCGAUGAAUGCGCAGAAGAUGGCCAUGCAACAGCAGGCCCAACAACAACAGCAGCACGGGCAACAACCUGUCCAAGCUCCGCCACAGCAGCCUCAGUCUGCUCCGCAAACCAAUGGCACAUCGAACGGCGUGACUAAGAAUGGUGUUUCGGCACCGCAAACCGACGGAAACACCACAGCGAAUGCCGCCAGUCCCGCGGCAGCGCCUUCUGCUGCAGGCACGGCCGCUCAGGGUGGCGGUCCCGUUCAGCGAGCUGUGGCUCAGAACAAUGGAAGCUUCUCUCCAGACCAGCUGAACCUGCUCCGAAGCCAGAUCUAUGCGUUUAAGAUGCUGUCCAAAGGUCUGGCGCUGCCAGCGAAGGUUCAGUCACAGCUGUUCCCGUCACAGAAACCCGCGGCAGAGCCUCCUGCAGAUGCGACUUCUGCAGGUGCCGUGUCCUCGAAGGACGGCGCUGAUGCCACAGACACUACCGAGACCGAGAUCGUGCUGAGCAAAUCACAUUUCGAUUCCGCCAAGUCGCCUUACGAGUUAAUGAGCAAAUGCAUCUCUUAUGCAGAUCAUUCCGCCAGAGCCAAACGCCAGCGCAUUCCGAGCCUACUGCCACUUGGCAUCGACCCAGAGCAGGUUCGAGAAGAGCAAGAACGUGCCAUCUACAACCGCGUGCGUGCAAGGCAGGCCGAGCUGUCUGCACUUCCUGUUAAUAUCGCCUCCUGGGACACCCGGUCAUCGAGUGCGGCGGCAGAUAGCGAUGUGCUCAAGCUAAAGGCUCUCAUCGAGUACAAGAAAUUGUCCCUUCUGCAGAGGCAACGAGAGCUUCGACGAGAACUUCAGCAGGAGCUCUUCUCCUACGACAAUCUAGCUAUGACUGCCAAUAGAGCAAUGCAUCGCAGAAUGAAGAAGCAGUCACUACGGGAAGCUAAGAUCACCGAGAAGCUUGAGAAGCAGCAGCGAGAUGCCCGGGAGAACAAGGAGAAGACACGACAGUCGAACCAUCUCAAAGCCAUCCUCGACCAUGGUGCAGAUCUCCGGAACAGUGCCAUGCAGCAACGAAGCCGGUCCCAGAAACUGGGCAAGCUCAUGAUCAAUCAGCAUCAAUUCAUGGAGAAGGAAGAGCAGAAACGGAUCGAGCGUACGGCCAAGCAGCGAUUGCAAGCUCUCAAAGCCAACGACGAAGAGACGUAUCUCAAGCUUCUCGGCCAGGCCAAGGAUUCUCGCAUCAGCCAUCUUCUCAAGCAGACAGACGGUUUCUUAAAACAACUCGCUGCCUCGGUCCGCCAACAGCAGCGCAAGACUGCGGAACGCUGGGGCGACGACCAGGAUGUUUCCGAGGACGAAGUUGAUGAGGAGUCCGAUGCCGAAGACGGACCGAAGGUUGACUACUAUGCUGUUGCCCACCGAAUAAAGGAGGAAGUGAACAUACAACCAUCAAUCCUCGUGGGUGGCACAUUGAAAGAGUACCAACUCAAGGGUCUGCAAUGGAUGAUCUCGCUUUUCAACAACAACCUCAACGGCAUCUUGGCAGACGAGAUGGGACUCGGCAAGACCAUUCAAACAAUAUCGCUCAUCACGUACCUCAUCGAGAAGAAGGGCAGUGCUGGUCCAUUCCUUGUCAUCGUUCCACUCAGUACGCUCACUAACUGGACUCUGGAAUUCGAGAAGUGGGCGCCCUCGGUUAACAAGAUUGUCUACAAAGGCCCGCCGGCAAGUCGGAAGAUGCACCAGAAUCGGAUUCGUCAAGGUGGCUUUCAGGUGCUGCUGACCACAUACGAGUAUAUCAUCAAAGAUCGACCAUUCUCAGCAAGAUUCGCUGGGUUCACAUGA